AAAACCCCACACGCACAAAGAUCACCGUCUCACCUUACCUGCCAGUCCCUUUUCCAGUUCAACGCGUGUGUAUUCCAUGUUUAAAACCACGAAUAAAUCCAUUAGUGAUUUAAGAAAUAACUGCUUAUGCUUUAUACUAUGUGUUAUUGUUCUUGGAUUCUUGAGGUGUAGUUUCACGUUUAACUCAUAUCAAGUCUGAGUUUGACAAGUGAAAGAGAAUAAACUACGAAAACUGCGACAAGCCCAAUAGCGUCCCAGUUCUACCAGCGCUUCGCUACAAUCAUAGCCUACCGCCCGCACGUUUUAGUUUUAGUUUUGUUUGUAAACAAAAUCAAUUUCCAGGCCCGUCCCAGUUUAACCGCGUCCCAGUUCUCCACACCCCGCCCCAUGCCCCAUACAUAUAAUUAACCCCGUCCCACAUUCGCCCGAGGUGUUAAAAGCAGCCUGCGUGUUGCUAAAUCUUCAGUGUGAUGGUUUCAUUCUCUCGUUUGUCUAACAACGCUAAGCCUACAUCUACAAACAAAGCUCCGACGAAGAUCAGCUGCUGUCAGUUGCUCCACUGUGUUUGAUUCGCUUUUGAGUUGAGAAGAUUUGAGACGAAGUCAAAACCUUGCUGUCACAAUGCCUGUUCAGCAGGUUAAAGAUUUUCUGGGUUUUUCUAUGAACCUGUACGUUCAUGAGAAAAAGCCUCAGUACUUUGGAAUGUCCAUGUUUAACCAAGACAUGCUGGAGAAUAUGCCGCUGUGCUCCUAUCCCAAGUCCGGUUGUCACUGGGUGUGGGAAAUCUCCCGACUGCUGAUGAGUGGCCGGACAACUGCGGACAAAGUGGACAAAGAAAACUACAUGAUGGAAGCCUCCAAUUGCUCAGGAUUCGGGGAUAUAGCCGAUCUCCCAUCGCCCCGACUUCUCAACAACCAUGAGGUGAGGUUGCUGUUUUAACACUUGUGUUUUUUAGGGGAAAAUGUCACCAGUUCAAUUUUAGGAGCGACACAUCAUCGGAAAGGUGUUCAAAUGUUCUGAGUCCACUAAGCAAAAUGUUUCGGGAGAGAGGGAAAA
Molecule: messenger RNA, 1056 nt
Organism: Aplysia californica (California sea hare)
Lineage: Eukaryota; Metazoa; Mollusca; Gastropoda; Aplysiida; Aplysiidae
Product: sulfotransferase 6B1-like
Molecular function (GO): sulfotransferase activity
Source: RefSeq, a predicted model, not a curated record